AUGGUUGACUGGUACAUAUAUGCAAAGGAUUAUUCAGGAUCAACCUCUAACAGUGCCUUUUACCACUCAAACGGUCUACAAACCUAUUAUAAAUUUAAAGAAUAUGUUGAUAAUAUUACAACACCGAAAAAGGUGGCAUAUUUACAUUGGGAUGGCAAUUGUGUAGAAGUUACUGAAUCUCAAUGUGUGGAAGAUUAUGAAAAGAAAAUUGGUCAAGGUUAUACGAGCCCAAAAACAAUAAUUCAGUGGAUUAAAGACAAUGCUGUAAAAAGUAUUAAAUUAUUAUACAUUAUUACCGAUGGCUUAAUAGAUUCAAAUUCGGUUGACGCAUGUGUCGAUGCAAAUACUGAUAUUCGUUACGAAGAAGUUGUAUUUUAUGCAUUUAAUGAAAGUCAAGAGCUCGACCUUUCUGUAGUCGCUCCAUUUUUAAGGGAAAAAUGUAAAAUAUACAAUAAUAAUGAACUUAUGGACAACAUCGAUAUAUCCGAGGACUUUGAUUAUGAUUCGAUUAACAUCGAUAAUUUUAUGCAUGAACUCGAAAAAAUACAAUCUUAUAUAAGAUUAAAAUUUAUUCUUACGAAUAAUCAGGCUUUGAAUGAAAUUGAAAAAUUAAAAGUCUUGAGACGUCGAUUACUUGAUGAAGCCGACGUUUAUGAACGACGUAAAACGGCUAAUGAUUUGUCAAUAAAAGAUAAAAACGUUUUAUUGGCCAAAUUAAAAAGCACAAAAUUUUAUGAAAAAUUAACCACCACUGGCGCACUAGAUUUACCAGUUCAAGUCGAUAAAUCCAUCACAACUUUAAUUAACUACAUUAACACAACAAAAAAAUCUUUUGCGUUUAAUGCAUUGAAGUGCACACGUCAAUAUGAGCAGCAUAAAAUCGAUGAAAUGGAUGUCGACGAAAAUAUCACUUUUUGUCCGCAUGAACGAAUUGAAUUUCCAGAUAUAAUUUUAUUCGCAAAGGAUGGCAUCCCUGUUAUACUAUUAGCGGAAUUAAAUCUUAUUGAACAAAUUAUUUUUCAAAAUUCCGAUGGGGUACCUAAAACAAAUUUCGCCAAUUUCUCACGUCUUAUGUCAUGCCCAUUAUUUUUUUUGUUAAACAAACAACUGGAGGAGUCUAUUGAAUAUUUUUAUACUUUCGAUGUUUACAAACAAUUAAUUGCUACGUCAACAAGAAUUGGACCUCAUACACGUAAACCUUUCGUCGGUGGAAUUGUGCUUUCAAAAGAAUUUGAUGCUUACAAUGAUUAUGUUUUAGCCGCAACAUAUUUUAACUCAAACAAAAUUCAAUAUAAUGUUGGUUUAUUUUAUUACGUGUUAUAUAAAACCUGCCAGUCGAAAAAUUGGAUGGAUGUAAAUGUUUUGUGUAAAUUCAAAGAAUAUGUAUUUCGAAGAAUGAGCGAAACAAUAUGUCGACUUGGAUUAACGUCGUUACCACUUGAUCCUCAAGAAAACGUAACAUUAACGACAGCGUUAUGGUAUUGUGUGGAGCUAUCUUCACAUUUAUUCAUGGAUGAUGAAAAUUAUUUUACUCAUGAACGUAUGCGAAUGGUUUUCCCAGUAGCCAACUAUAUCAUUGAAAUAUUGCAGUAUUUUGAAUAUGAUUUAGAUUUAGACUUAAUCAACAAACGAAUCGAAAUUUUCAAUAAUCUCAGUACAUUAAAACGCAUAUUUCCACACGAAGAAAGAGUUUAUUAUAUUUUGAAACAAAUAUUUGCGCAAGAUCCCAACGGUUUUUUAUUGGCUAAAAUUGAACAUCCUGAGAACAUUUCAAAAUUGAAUUAUUUAAAAGUAAAUCACAAAAAAAUGAUUAAGACUGAUGAUUUGACUUCCAAGGUUGAUUUGAAUGAGUUUGUUUGUAUGAUGUAUUGUAAUAUCGAAAAUAAAAAUGUUGACUUAUCUGAAGAUACGAUGCGUCCAUUUUUUGUGGUUGGCGAUCAUUCAUUUUAUGUUGAGCUUAUGAAAUCUAAUGAGGAUUUAAAAAUAAACGAUCUCGGUCAAAUAUAUUCGGAGAAAAUAAAUAAAUUGGAUUUUUCUAAAAUAUUAUCAGCUUAUAAGUUGUACAUAAAUUAUGUUAUUAACGAGAAAAAACACCCAACCUUUAACGAUUUUACAUUAUAUGUUAAUAAAAAAUUAAAAUACAAAAAUACUUUAAUUCGACUUUUUAAACCGAAUGUUGCAGAAAGUUUGCGCCGUACUUUUGAUAAUUAUCAAAAGAUAAGGGAUACGUUUCCUGUAGAUUAUUUUAUAACCAAAGCCAAGGAUUCCGUCACUAGAGUGCUGCGGAUAAAAAUGGAAACACCCAAUUUAUUUGAUUCCGAUGAUGAAAUAAAGCAAUUUAUUUGCAAUGAAGAAAAAAAAGUAAAGUAA
Brassicogethes aeneus is the source of this 2370-nucleotide messenger RNA. NCBI's taxonomy places the organism in Eukaryota, Metazoa, Arthropoda, Insecta, Coleoptera, Nitidulidae. The record is from the annotation of a GenBank genome assembly.